GUUUUUUGGCUCAGUUCUAUCUUCUCUUACUAUUCCAUAUACCCUUUCACCCAACACUCCAAAACCAUCUUCACUUUGCCAUCACUGAAGACCACGGACCUUCCACCUUCCGGCACCGUUUUCCGGCAAUCCGGCACCGUCCUUCCUGCUUUAUCAAUCGUUUACUUCUGGGUGUUCUGUUCUGUUCAAUGCGUCAUACUUUUUUAUUUCUUCCGCUUUUUGGAAGAGUUUUAGAUUCUUGUGUAAGGAAAAAAGUUUGGUUUUUUGUUUUACCCUAAUGGACAUGGAGAUGGCUACAGUUGAAUCAAUAGAAAAGAUUCCUUUACAAGAUCCACCUGAAGAAGAGUUCUCUUCUGCUGACUUAACUUGGACCAAGUUUGGGAAUGCUGAACACCAUGAUGAGGUUGCCCUUAUCCCUUACGACAGAGUUGAUGCUUUUAUAAUUGGUGAGUGCUGUAACGUGUUGUGCCCGACUCGGUUUCAUAUCGAGAGAGGAAGGAAACGAACUAUUGGCACCUUGAAGGAGUACAAGGAUGAUGAAUACCUUGAGUACAGGCUGUACUGGUGCUCGUUUGGUCCAGAAAAUUAUGGGGAGGGUGGAGGCAUAUUACCUAGUCGGAGAUACCGACUUAAUACCCGAAAUCGUGCUGCUAGACCUCAAUCAAUGCGAGGUUGUACCUGUCAUUUUGUUGUCAAACGUCUUUAUGCCCGUCCGUCACUCGCACUUAUUAUAUACAAUGAGAGGCGUCAUGUUAACAAGUCUGGUUUUGUCUGCCAUGGACCACUUGAUAGAGAUGCCAUUGGCCCAGGUGCCAAAAAAAUUCCAUAUAUAUGCAAUGAAAUUCAACAGCAAACAAUGUCCAUGAUAUAUCUUGGCAUUCCGGAAGAGAAUAUCUUGGAGAAACACAUUGAAGGAAUUGAGCGAUAUUGUGGUUCAAAUGCAAAAGUCAAUAGCCUUGCUUCUCAGUAUGUUCACAAGCUAGGCAUGAUUAUCAAAAGGUCUACCCAUGAGCUAGAUCUUGACGAUCAAGCUAGUAUCCGCAUGUGGGUUGAACGCAAUAGAAAAUCUGUAUUUUUUCAUCAAGAUACUUCAGAGUCAGACCCCUUCAUCUUGGGGAUCCAAACAGAAUGGCAGCUACAGCAAAUGGUUCGUUUUGGUCAUCGCAAUGUUGUUGCAGCAGACUCGUCCUUUGGUGUAAAGAGGCUUAAAUAUCCCUUGUUCACACUACUUGUUUUUGAUUCAAGACAACAUGCACUUCCUGUCGCAUGGAUCAUUACGCGUAGCUUUGCGAAGCCUGAUGUGUCUAAGUGGCUUAACGCUUUAAUUGACCGAGCUCGUAGUGUUGAGCCUGGAUGGAAAGUCAGUGGAUUUUUAAUUGACGACGCUGCAGCUGAUAUUGAUCUUUUGAGAGAUAUAUUUGGUUGUCCUGUCCUAUUUUCACUAUGGCGUAUACGUAGAUCAUGGCUAAGAAAUAUUGUCAGGAAAUGCAAUAAUAUUGAGGUUCAACGGGAGAUUUUUAAGCGUCUGGGGACAAUAGUGUACAGCAUUUGGGGAGGCACAAAUACAUCAGUUGCUUUGGAACAAUUCAUGCUGGAUUUUGUUGACCAAACUGAUUUCAUGGAAUAUUUCAAAGUCUCCUGGGUGCCCAAGAUUGAAAUGUGGCUUUCUAUGAUGAGAAAUUUUCCGUUAGCAAGUCAGGAAGCUUCUGGAGCAUUAGAAGCCUACCAUGUUAAAUUGAAAGCCAAACUUUUUGACGAUUCACAUCUUGGAGCGCUGCAAAGAGUAGAUUGGUUAGUCCACAAGUUAACAACUGAGUUACAUUCAAGCUACUGGCUUGAUCGUUUUGCUGAUGAAAGUGAUUCUUUCCAGAAUGUAAAGGAGGGAUAUAUUGCUUCUACGUCAUGGCAUCGAGCACUUCAAAUUCCUGACUCUGCUGUCUCCCUAGACGAUAAAGACCGUCUCUUUGCCAAAGUUGCAAGCCAGAAAGACAGAAGCUUAAUACAUAUUGUGUGGAAUCCGGGAUCAGAAUUUUCAUUCUGUGACUGUUCUUGGUCUUUGCAAGGUAACCUUUGCAAGCAUGUCCUCAAAGUAAACAUGAUUUGUGACAAUCUACAAGGUUGUCAACGAUCAAUGUCUUUUCGGUCAUUUGAAGAGGUUUUGAUGGAUCUAUGGAGGAAACCAGUGGAUGAUUCGUUUGCGUUGGACGUCUCAUUGGCUUGGACUCACCAAAUGCUAGAUCAAAUCCAAAAACUUGUUGAACUGAAUAAUUCUACUGAUAUUGGCACUGUAGUUACCAAUAUGCCUCUGAAGUGGGUGUCAAAGAAAGGAAGAACCUACAUUGGCAAAAGAUCUUCAGUUUUAUCUACUCCAGGUAACCGUAACACAGACAGUGUUGUUACACAUAAGAAGAAUCGGAAGCGAAAAAGAUUGUCACGACUAAGUUGACUGAGCAUAGUUAUCAGUCAGAUAGAAUGGAAGAAACAAAAGCUAUUCUGGUGCAUAUGUUUUCUUCAGCCUUUAUACCGGACAAUACUUGUAGGUGAUCUCACUGGAAAUUGUGUAGUGGCGGUUAUUCUCUAGUCAUUCAUUUUUUUCUUUCUUUCUAAUUUCCACACAAUCAUAUGCUAGCAUAAUUAUUCAUUUAUUGAAUCUUUUUAUAUUGCACCAUCUCCAACUUUUUAAUUUGAAGUCCUUUCAAGUGCUUAGUUCACUGAAGAAGAUAGAUCUUUCUAUGGAUUAUUUCUCUU
This is a messenger RNA of Cicer arietinum (chickpea), 2748 nucleotides long. RefSeq lists its product as uncharacterized. Gene Ontology annotation, molecular function: zinc ion binding. NCBI's taxonomy places the organism in Eukaryota, Viridiplantae, Streptophyta, Magnoliopsida, Fabales, Fabaceae. The record is from RefSeq and is a predicted model, not a curated record.